Talaromyces stipitatus ATCC 10500 is the source of this 702-nucleotide messenger RNA. Its product is annotated as ribosome biogenesis protein Nhp2. The coding region runs from base 1 to 702 and encodes 233 amino acids. Lineage: Eukaryota; Fungi; Ascomycota; Eurotiomycetes; Eurotiales; Trichocomaceae. The transcript has 2 exons. The record is from RefSeq and is a predicted model, not a curated record. Gene Ontology annotation, molecular function: box H/ACA snoRNA binding. Gene Ontology annotation, cellular component: box H/ACA snoRNP complex; nucleolus. Gene Ontology annotation, biological process: ribosome biogenesis; snRNA pseudouridine synthesis; rRNA pseudouridine synthesis.
AUGGGAAAAGACAAGUCCGAAAAGAAAGAAAAGAAGGAGAAGAAGGAAAAGAAGCGCUCCGAAACCGACGGCGUCCACAAGCAAAAGAAAGAGAAGAAGGAAAAGAAGUUGUCAGAAGUCGUCGAAAAGGAACUCACAGCCCAAGUCCUUGAAGGAUUGGAGAAGAAGAAAGAUGUCUCGGAGGGGGCUGUUGUCAAUGGCACAAUCGCAGAAGUCACCGUAAAGCCAAUUGGUGCUUUGGUACCGUUUGCCAAUCCAUUGGCAGAGGAUAAGACUGCUAAGAAGGUGUUUAAGACGGUGAAGAAGGCCGCAGUCAACAAAUCCCUCAAACGAGGCGUCAAAGAAGUUGUCAAAGCCCUCCGCAAAUCUCCCACUCCAGCAGCGAACGCACCCAUCACAGACCCUGUUGGCGUCGUCAUUCUCGCAGCAGACAUUUCCCCUCUCGAUGUUAUCAGCCAUAUCCCCGUCCUAUGCGAGGAUCACGGUAUCCCCUAUGUUUUCGUCACGUCGCGCGCCGAACUCGGUGCUGCCGGAGCUACCAAGAGGCCUACAAGUGUAGUUAUGGUAACGCCGAAAUCAGGCAAGAAGAGCAAGAAAUCUGACAAGAAGGAAGAAGAUGGUGCAGAUGAGGAGGACUUUAGUAAGGUUUAUGCCGAGCUAGUGAAACUGGCUCUUAAGGAGCAGGAGAAAGUCAAGAUCUGA